AUGACUGCUAUCUUCCCCCUCACUGAGUGGACGAAAACCAACCUCUCUGCCAUCUACAGUGCCACCACUCAAGACGACUUCACCAGCGCGUUCAACCAGUUUAUUGCCGACGAUGCUCAUAUCACGGUGAAUGGCAAGCAUAUAACGCGCGAGAAGUAUCAGCAACUUCUCGAGGGCCAGAAGGCGUUGCAGAAAUCUGCGAGUGUAACUUACGCCGGUGCUGUUGGUGUUCCAAAGGAGAAGGAUAACUCACUCGGCUUGGCUGGCAAUGUCGGUGUCUUCUACACAGCGACCAUCAUUGAGACCGUCGACAUCUUGGGUGUGCCUGCCACGCGAGUUGUUACUUCGUCUUUGAACUUAACUACCGUUCAGGUCGGGACGACCAACAAUCGCGUGGCCUCUGUCCUGAACCAAGUCGUGUCGACAGAGGAAGGGCCCGUCGAUCCGCGCAUCCCCGCGGCGAAGUAA
Fibroporia radiculosa is the source of this 468-nucleotide messenger RNA. RefSeq lists its product as uncharacterized. The transcript is spliced from 3 exons. Lineage: Eukaryota; Fungi; Basidiomycota; Agaricomycetes; Polyporales; Fibroporiaceae. The coding region runs from base 1 to 468 and encodes 155 amino acids. The record is from RefSeq and is a predicted model, not a curated record.